CAAAAUCAUCUUUUUUGAAAUUUUUUUAGGUAGAAUCACAACAACACUUAUUGCUGUCGGAAAAACGGAAAACAAGGUCAGGUUCCAUUUCAUAUGGCUCAUAAAUUAUCACUUCAACCACAACUUGGCGCCGUUAGGCCAGACUUUUUUCUCAGAAGCUGUACUUUACGAAGCAGUACUACUAGUUGUGGUACUUUUGAAAUUGUCAACGCCGCAACGGAAUUCUUAAGAUUCGCGAUUUUGCAGAUGCCCUUUUUUCAGUAAAAUGCCGACGACUGAGGAGAGGGCCAACAAGAGGAGGAAGACUGAUGAUGCCCUUCCAUCAGCACUUCCAGCUAUAAAAAGUUCUGAACAACUUCAUCAAAACUUUGGAUAUUGGAAGAGCUCGUCGUCAUCCCAAUUGAAAGCAGCACUCGAUCAAUUCUCCAAUUUCCUAUCCCAGUUAUCCGUAUCCAACAAAACAGAUGGCGAGUACGAGCGUCGAUUAGCAAUCUUAAGCAAGUACUGCAAGGAACAGUCAUCGGCAUCUCACGAUGAGGUUGAUUUCCCAGACCUUCUGGCCAUCUGGUCCCAUGCCAGUGAAACCAACGAUGAAAGUCUUCUCGCUUCGAUACCGUCCGUCCUCGCUCAAUUCUACCAAUCUAUCGACACGUCCCUCGAUUUGCGGGAUUUUGGUAUCUCACUAGGACACAGUCUUCUCAAACGUGAUCAACUCCGACUUUUCGACAAGUGUCUAUCAUCGCCAAGAUCCAAGCAGCACCUCAUUGCUCCUGCUUUGCGACUUCUCACAAAGCUCAUCGAGUUCGACCAAGGUACUCUUGCCACCAACGUGUUCAAUAGGCGCGACCACCUCUACAGAAGGCUUGACGACAUUCUGGGCAGGUCUCAGACAGCAGACGAAAGUCCUUCUGUUGCGCAUAGAUCAGCACUCGAGUUUCUGAUUGCCAAUCUCAAGUACAUCGACAACGCGGCAAAAAUCGAGCUCAUCUCCCACGGCAGUUUGAUAUACUCAGCCAUCCGUGGCCUGUCCACCGAGCAGCCGAACAUUGUCUGUGCCACCCUACGUGCUCUAGUCGAUUUUAUCCUCGAUGAUCCAAACAUGGGUGGCAGGCUGAAGAGUCGAUGUUUCAAUUCAGGAAUCUUAACCGCAUUGGCAAAGCUAUAUGCCUACGACCGAGACGUGCCAGAAGACGACUCCAGUUUAUCUGUCAGGGCGGUACUUCAUGAAGUCCUCACUAAAAUAUGUACUUCCAGUGAUAUUGUCAAUCCGCAAUACGGAUGGUAUCCCGUUGGGUUCAAUGCAAAUGUGGCGGGCAAUGACGGAGAUAUGGUGCCUCUGGGCCUGGAUGCUCCCUACUUCACUGACGAGUAUGCCGAAAGGAUUCCGGUCAAGAAUGGAGUCUUGUCAGUAUUUCUGCAGACCCUUCGACCAGGAGAAGACGUUUUACAUAAUGAGCUGAUUCUCUCAGUCUUCUCCGCAGCGCCUGAACUGGUCGCCGACUAUUUCACAAAGAGAACCAAGUUCAACCUGCAGCCGGGAGAUACUCCUCUCUGGCGUGGUCAGUUUGCUUUCCUCUUCUCCAUCGUUCAACUUUCAGUUCCAGAGAACUUUGGAUGGCCAGAUGUUAUACCCCAAAAUCCACCACCGCUCUCUGUCAUUAUUGAAAACAUUCUUCCUCGACCGCUGGACAAGUCAAACCUCAGCAAAUGUCUCCUGUCAAAGGACACUUUGCUUAUCAUGUCUACGAUGCGAUACAUGACUAUCGCUCUUCAGAAACUCAAGCUUGUACUGGAGCAAGUUAAUCAAGCAUCACGUUUAUCUGAUUUGUGGGCUCAAGCAUCCACUAGCCUGAUCAGCUUGUUCAGCGAGCGGUUUCCGCCACUGCAAGAGGUGAUUGGAACCAUGUCAGAUCACAAAGAAAGCGAGCAGAUUCGAGGUACCAUCCUCGAGUGCAUAGCUACUCACUAUGAUGUCUUGCCCUCAAUAUCGGUGGUGGCCAAAUUUGACGCCGCUCCAUUCUUGACUACUGCAAUCAAGAACCUUGUUUCCCGAGACUUGGAUGCCUAUGCACAGGGUACUCUCAAUGAGCAGAUUCUCCACCUUCUCAACAUUGCGUCCCGUUCCUCUACCACCCGAUGGUGGCAGAAACCCAGUCCCGAAGAUCUAUCGCCCGUGACAUCACUAUUGAGAUUCUGCACCCGAUCUCCCGAAUCUAGCCUGGUGAGAAGUGCAUUAUCGAUCCUUCAAGAUGUCUUGGUAUUUAGGGGAAUUCUGAAUGCGAGUCGAUCGCUUGAUGUGCUGAUUCUCAGCCUCACAGAAUCUAAGAAAUACCAACCAGAACUCGCAACAUAUGAGUUCUUGGACAAUUGCAUGACUCGUACAAUGCAACGACCAGUCAAAUAUCUCGAUCGAAUUGAAAUCAUUCAGGAUGAAGUAUCGGACAAAGCUCCAUUGAGUCUACUGACAUGCUGUGUCGCCGAGCAAUGGCCCUUUGUCGCCAAGAAGGCAUCCGAAGACGAUGUCAAGAACAUCGCGGGCUGGAUCGCAAGAUUCUUUGUGGCUAUGGGUCAAGCUGGCGAGAACCUUGGAGUCAUGACAGUCCUUCAACAAGAAAUGCUCAAUCUCCCAGACGAAUAUGCACGGUCGAAGAAGAUCUUGACCAAAGCUCUAGAGAAACAGCUCAAGAAACCUAUCGAACUAUCUUCCCCAAUUGACGCCGCUGGCGGACUCGAGGCAAAAGCAAGAUCAUCCGUCGUCGACACUGUGAAGAUGGCCGAACGUCUCUUCCCUGCCAACGACCUCGACCUCAACACUGUCUUCAGCCAACCCCCACCUAUUCCUCAGUCCUUGACUGGCCUUUUCCGCUGGGAGAAAUCGGAUUUCGACACCGAGAUCCAAUCUGGACGUUUGGCAAAUCUAAUCCGAUGCACCAUUUCACCAAGUCACGAGGUUCGAAUUCAAGCGUUCCAUACACUUCAAACCGUGGCACAUUCAGUGGAAAACUCCAAUUACAGUGAAAAAACACAACUAUAUCUCCUCCUCGGCGAACUCAGUGAAAGCAUCCGGUCCUUAAUCCUAACAGGUUCCGACGGAGGAGAAAGGACAUCAUCAUCAUCUCCUCCUCCUCCGCCACCAUCCCUCCUCUCCGAACUCGCCAUCCACUUCCUCCCCGUCCUCUCCGACCCAUCCUCCCCCUUGUACAGCAAAACCAAUGAAUUUCUCCUCCUGGGCCCAUCAUGGACAUCUCACCGUCUCAUUCCCUACUGGACACGACAGAAAUUUCUCACCGAGACAACCUCGGACGACACACCGGGAACAAAUGCCCAACAUGCCGAGAUAGCGUGGUUUCUCGACUUUUUAAUCAUGGCACUCCGCACGACACUGGAUCUGGAUUUAUAUCGACGAGCACAAGUCUUUACGGGUCUUUUCUCAUAUUAUGUCUCGCCAGCGAGUCCGAAAGAGACGAGACGACGGAUUCUCCAGCUUGUGUAUCGUGCAUUGCAGAUUCCGGGCGGCAGUGAUACCUUGAUCACCAGGGUGGGUGUGAGGGAGUGGUUGGCGGUGGCGAGGAAUGUGAGGGAUCAUAGUGGGAAUGGAGUGUCGAGGAUGGGGAAGGUGGAUGUGGAGAUGAGGAGGAUUAUCGAUGCUCUGAGUCGGGAGGUUAUGGAGAAGUGUGAUAGAGACGGGAUUGCGAAGUGGGAGGCGCAGAGGCCGAUUGAUAAGAAGACACAUGAUGCAGGUGUGGUUGAGGAGAUGGAGGUUGAUUGAUGGGUGAGAGCCGUCGUCCGUCAAAGGGUGCAAUGCGUGCAAUGUAUAGUGCUACCUACACCUGCUAGGAGUUGUUAGUUUGGACUAUGGAUCGAGGGAAUCAUCGAUUCAAGCUUCAGUGUUCUCAUUUGUUAUAACACGACUCGGGGGCUGUGGACAAAUGUUCAACUUCCGGCAGCAUUGUGGUAACAUUUCGGCUCCGAUUUAAUAUCUAAGCGGUAUCUCUAUAAUAGCCACCCCUUCCCUAUA
This is a messenger RNA of Exophiala mesophila, 4018 nucleotides long. RefSeq lists its product as uncharacterized. Gene Ontology annotation, biological process: maturation of LSU-rRNA from tricistronic rRNA transcript (SSU-rRNA, 5.8S rRNA, LSU-rRNA); maturation of 5.8S rRNA from tricistronic rRNA transcript (SSU-rRNA, 5.8S rRNA, LSU-rRNA). Gene Ontology annotation, cellular component: nucleolus. Lineage: Eukaryota; Fungi; Ascomycota; Eurotiomycetes; Chaetothyriales; Herpotrichiellaceae. Bases 266 to 3769 code for a protein of 1167 amino acids. The transcript has 2 exons. The record is from RefSeq and is a predicted model, not a curated record.